AUGCCGUUGAGAACCUACAUUGCCAAGGAGGAGAAAUCCAUGCCAGGGUACAAAGCUGCUAAAGAUAUGCUCACUCUUUUGUUUGGUGCCAAAGCUGCAGGUGACUUUAAACUUAAACCUUUACUUGUGUACCAUUCGGAAAACCCCAGAGCUUUGAAGGGACAUUCCAAGGCAUUUCUUCCAGUGAUAUGGCAGUCCAAUCCUAAGGCAUGGGUCAAUAAGAACAUUUUUGAGGAUUGGUUUAAUCAUCAUUUUGUGCCAAGUGUCAGGGAUUAUUGCAGCAAAAACAAUCUUGCAUUUAAAGUGUUGUUAAUCCUUGACAACGCUCCUGGUCAUCCACCCAUCCUUGAUGACACGCAUCCUGUUAUAAAAGUGGUGUUUCUGCCCUCCAACACCACCCCAUUGUUGCAACCUAUGGACCAGGGGGUAACUGCAUCCUUCAAGGCCUACUAUCUUAGGUGCACAUUUGCCCAGGUCAUCAGGGCAAUUGAGAAGGAAGGUAGACCAACUCUGAAGGACUUCUGGAAGGGCUUCAACAUUUACCAUGCAGUUAAGAACAUUGGCAAAGAACUCAACUUAGACGUUGCACCAGAAGAUCUUGAUGAGUUGCUGGCAUCCCAUUUUGAAGAAUUAACCAAUGAGAACCUCAUUGAAUUGGAACAUCAAAAAGUGGCAGAGGAAGAAGAUGCACCCUCUGUUGAAGAGACUCCUCUUCAUAAAGUCUUGACAACAAAAGUGUUGACUGAGGCAUUUCAGUAUUUGGAAGCUGCCAUGUCCCUGUUUGAGGAACAUGACCCUGACAUUGAACGCAGUACCAAACAACAGCAAAUAAAUGUUGCUCCCUCUACAAAGUCUCUUGCCAACUGGAGAUCUAGAUUAUCACCAACAUGGCCUUCCAUGGAUAUUAAGUCCUCCUCAGUGGCUGACAUUUCGAUGGGACAGACCCUGGAGAAUGCAAACUUGCUUCAGAUGAUAAAAACAACUCUCACUGGCACACGUACCAGAAUUAUGGAUCAAACCAAUUUUUCACCAGCUCUUUACCAGGGCAGUGGUAAUAGUGCAUCCCAGGAGCCUGCUGAAGUUUCAGCUGAAUCACCAUUUAGACCAUCGUCUCAAGAUGCAGAUGAAAAAGCUGCUGUAUCAGGUUUGCCUCAACUCAGUAUGUUUGCCACAUUGUCCACAACACCAUCAGUGACACAUUCAAGUACUGCUGUGCCAUCUCAGCUAAUAUCAUUAGAUACACCCUCCAUUUCAAAAGAAAGCACACCAGGAUCAGACAUUCCUUCAACUGUUCCAUCACCAUCAUUUUCUUCAUUGGCAGUACAAUCACCUCAUACCAUUAUCUUUGCUAAGUCUACUGUGCUACCCACCAAAGUGCCUUUAUCCACAGACACUGAAAGUUCCAUCAACAGAGAUUCAAGUAGUUCUCACGUUAGUGCAAGCAGGGGCAACUCACGAAGUGUGGGCACUGCUGUAAAUCCCAGCACAGUGAAUCACACAUUAUCAAGAAAAGGGCCCAGACUGCUUACAGGUACGACAUCUCUUAAUAUCUUUGGAUCAACGAUGGUGCAUUCGACAAAGACACUGGCAAGAGAGUCACCCUUAGAAAGUACUGCCUUCUUAUCUUUACACACUUCUGCUCCUCUGUCAGUAAUGUUAUAUCCAUCCUCCCAACCAGUAGCUUCCAAAAGUGCAUCAUGGCUUCCUAUGGAAAGAAUGUCCUUGUCUCAUUCAAGAGAUGAUGUGUCGUCUUCUAGAGAAAAUCUUUCCAAUCAGCCAUUCAAAGCAGUGGUGACUGACAAAGAGAAUUAUAGCAGUCUAACUGUGUCACCAGAAGUCUUUAAGAAUAAAUCAGAAAUUUACACGAAUAAUACUUUAUUCCUCCAUACUAUGGAUUUUCUACACACAUUACUGAAAGUGACAAGUCAUCAGUCUUCUUCAGCAUUGACUAAUGACAUGCUAGGUUCUCUCAGGCCAGUAUUUCUUUCACCAGCUUCUGUGAGUCCAUUGGGAGUCUCCCAUUCAACAGAAAAUAAGUCUUCCUUCACAAUGCCAAAAACAUUUUUUACAGAUGCACUAAACACUAGCAAUGCAGUAUUUCCAGCACCAGCAAAUGAAUCAGAUUUUCUUGUUAAAAAUGCCACCCUCCCCUAUUCAACAGAUACAAUGACUUCCUUAAUAACUAAGGCAAAUCAGACCUCUAAUAUUACAGCACUUAUUAAAAAUGCUACAAAUUAUGAGAACACAUUGAUGUUCUCACUAGUAAAUAUUUCAUUACCUCAUUCAACAGUGUCAGCCAAUCAGGUUUUUUCAAAGGAAGUAACUCAUGCAGCUCCUGAAGCUAAUGCCAUGCUACCAACUGAGUUUGAACCACCACAACUUUCUGAUGUUUCUUCAAUGAGAGCAGCAGCCUAUCGAUCUUUUACAAGAGAUACUGUAGCCAAAAUAUACACCAACAUGGAAGCUAACCGUGUUGUGCCACACGAUUCUCAAUACUCCAGACCUCCUUCAGAAUCGCCUGCCAGUGAACACACCACAGGAAAAACAAUGCUUGAAAGAAUUUUGCAAACAGAAAGCACGAGUCCUCUUACACCUGUUACAUCAUUGGCGACUUCCACUGCAGGCUUUUCAAAAUUUAUACAUGCUAUCAUAAAUACAUCUGCUCUUUAUAAUUCUAAAACUUCACAGGUUUCAAGUCCUAAUGGACAAAGUCUGGCAGAUUUAAUAGAUAAUGAAGAAAGCAAUGUGGAAGCAUCUACCAUUGUCACUCCACGUACAGAAUACAUGCAUCUACCACCCUUAAAUAAAUCUGAAGUUACCAGUGGUCAGUUUUCAAAUGCAAGUUAUUCAAAUGCAUUUACUCCUGUUGUGUCCUCAGAACUCUAUAAAUUGUCGCCAUAUGUUCCAGUGACAGAAACUACAUUCAGCAAAGCCUCAACCGUCUCUAUUUCAACUGCUGUCCCAGAAAACAGUUUAGAUACUACAAAAUCUCCAAAAGCCUCAGCUUUAGCUUCUAAAUGGCCCCUUACAGCCUUGAUUUCUAGUGGUUCUUCAACAAAAGAAACAGCCAAAAUGGCAAUAACAGAAGUUAUUCCAAGCACUUCUUCAUUAGAAACUGAUUAUCGUGGCAUAGAUUCAGCCAUCUCGCAUCUACAACAGCAAAUAAAUAACAUUAGGAGCAAACAAACAACCAUCUCUCUGACUUCAGCAACCUAUACCUCUGCAACAUCAAAUCAUAAUUCUUCAUUUUCACCUGUUGUUGGAAUCAAGACUAAAAAUUUCACAAACUUUAACCUGUAUUCAUCUGCUUUAGAAAUGUCUACUGUUCAAUAUUCAUCCCCUUCCCCCACUAUGGUAAUACCUGCAGCUCAGUCAGAAAAGCAUAUCAACACACCUCAAAAUGUCACUAAAUUGUUUACCAGCAGGGAUGUUAAUCUCACCUCAAAAUCAGAAACAUCAGUGCAUGUGUUUGUGCCAGCAGCUAAGGAUUUUGCAGCUAAUGAUACGAGCACUGUUUCUAGCAUGCUGAGUUCUGAUACGGCUAAUGCUGAAAAAGUCUCUUCAACAAAUACUUUAUAUUCAACACCAUCUGAACUCGGACUGGCUUCUCAAUUCACUGGCAACUGGACUGUUUCAGCUGAUAAUGAAAUAGUUAUCAGUGAUACACAACCAACAAUUUCUCCCUCUCUAGUAGUCAAAUCAUCCUCAAGCUCAGCGUUGAUAUCCAGUCCUAUUACAGAAGAAUACAUGACUCCUGGAAAUCAGAGGGACUUUUCAAAUAACUCUCUUUCAGAACCAUCUAGCCAGUUGACUACUAUUGUCCAAAAUCCAACUAUAUUUAGUACAGAGGCAUGGCAUACACAUGGUACAAGUAACAAUCUAGUUACAGUUCCUGUACCUAAUGAAGUUACUGAGGGCGCUCCAUUGCAAACACCUACCACCAAUGCUUUGCAGUCAGUCAUCAUAACUUCUGUCCAUGAAUCACCAACACCACUAACUUCUGCUUUUUUGUCAACAACCAACUUUACCCAUUCUGUCAUUACAGUGUUAUCUUCAGUGUCUCCUGGUGCAAUACGUACAGUAGGAACUUCAGAAGCAAAACCAUUUACAGGAGAAUCAGCUCCAACUUCACCAGUGCCAACUUCAUCCUUGUUUUCUCUAGGCACUGAAAACACACCCCUGCCAUCUGUGAUGGCAUUAAGCACACUGAUAUCAACACUUGCAAAAAAUAACACUGCCACAAAAAUGACAUCGAUUCUAAACUCAGUAGCAACACACACAGGCUUUCCAUUUGCACCAAGAAACACAUCUAUGUCACCCCCACGCACUGCUACUAUAUUUCUAACCUCUAAAGUUAGCAGAGUCACAGGUUCCACACUAGGAUCCACAACACAUACACCAAGACAGAUAGAAACAAUAGUACCUGACACCAUGAAAAUCACAAGCUCAGAAAUCACCAAAACAUCAACUCCCUACCCACUGACAAUUACAGCAGCUUUGACAUCUAUUACAGCAUCAGCGAAAACAACUAGGCUUCCUCCUACCCCAGUGGAAAGCACUUCUGCUGCUCCUGCAACUUCAAGCGCAGCUUUCGCUAACACGACUGCAGUUCCUGCCUUGGAAUGCCAGCAGUCCAGGAACCUUAUGGUUAAAACAGUUCUGCUUCUGAACACAAGAAGGCUGCUGAUCAGUGAUUCCUUAAAAGAGAAUGUGACAAAAGGACUCACCCUGGUCAUGCGACAGGCUUUCAACCAAAAUGUCAAUGCUCAAGUUGAAAUUCUGGAACAAUCAAAUAACGUGACAGUUGGUUACUACGUUACACAGGGGAGGUUGGUUUUUAUACCUGCUGCUGUUAUUGAAAUGCUUAUUGCUUAUGGUGUUAGCAAUGCCACAGCAGACAUAAAGCAGCAUGUGCCAAAUCUUCAGUCUGUUGCUGUACUGGCUUUGCCAUGGAAUCCAUUGCCUGCCUACCACUUCCAGCUGAAAACAGAGCUGCAGUUUGUGGGUCAAACAGACAAUAUACAGUCAUGCAAGUUUGUUCAGACCAUGGAACAGCGGUUACAGAGAGCAUUCCAGGAUGCUGAAAGGAAGGUCUUAAACACCAGCAACAACUUAACAGUUCAGAUUUUGAACACAUCAAAUAUUUCCCAGGGUGUCACUUUAUUUUAUGUGGUGAGCAAUCAAAGCACAACUCUUAAUGGCACGGUUUCCAGCAACCUGCUUAAUCAGCUCUCAGCUGAACUGGUGGGAUUCUAUCUUACCUACCCACCUCUGACUAUUGCCGAAUCUUUGGAGUAUCCAAACCUUGAUGUCUCAGAAUCAACUAGAGAUUACUGGGUGAUUACAGUUAUACAAGGGGUUGACAUUACAUUAUUGGGAUUGAACAACCAGAGCUUUGCAAGAUUGAUGGAGCAGCGUCUGGCCCCACUGUUCAUGAUGUCCCAUCAACAAGGAAGACGAUUUAAACGUGCUACUACAGUGGGCAGCUACACUGUGCAGAUGGUAAAAAUGCAGCGUAUUCCAGGUCCCAAGGAGCCUGCUGAACUCACUUACUAUACUUUAUACAAUGGAAAACCGUUGCUGGGCACUGCAGCUGCCAAAAUUCUGAGCACUGUUGAUUCACAAAGGAUGGCCUUGACAUUAGGUUAUGUCAUCCAAGUACAAGCUGAUCCUGUGGUGAAAAACCCACCAAACAACUUGUGGAUCAUUGCGGCUGUGUUGGCUCCUAUUGCCGUGGUUACAGUUAUCAUUAUCAUCAUCACAGCAGUUCUGUGCAGGAAGAACAAGAAUGACUUCAAGCCAGACACCAUGAUGAAUCUGCCUCAAAGAGCUAAACCGGUGCAAGGCUUUGACUAUGCCAAGCAACAUUUAGGUCAGCAGGGAGCUGAAGAUGAGGUUUUGCCUGUAACUCAGGAGACUGUAGUGCUACCACUUCCAGUUAGAGAUGCAUCUGCCUCUCAGGAAAGAGAAAUUGCUCAAGAUGGAAGCACCAUUAAAACUGCCAAGUCCAAUGAAACAAGGAAAAGCAGGUCGCCUAGUCAGAACGGUUCUGUCAUCACCAACGAAUCAGGAAAGCCCAGCUCAGGCAGAAGCUCUCCACAGAAAGUAAUGGCACAGCAGAAAGUGACAAAAGAUGAGGGAAGAAAAAGAAAUGGUUUUAAAUCCUCAAAGAAUAUUGUGCCCAUAAGUGAUGAAGAGGAAGGAGGCAUUCUCUUUGAUAACAGCAUUGCUAAGUCUGCCAUUGAUCCCUUCGACACAUCUUCUGGAUCUGUACAACUGAUUGCUAUAAAACCUGUGGCAUUGCCUCCUGUCCAUGCUGCAUCAGAUAGGAGCCAGGAAUCUGCCAUCAUUAAUGGGGAGGUGAACAAAGCCUUAAAGCAGAAGUCUGACAUAGAACAUUAUCGCAACAAGCUGCGCUUGAAAGCCAAGAGGAAAGGGUACUAUGAUUUUCCUCAGGUUGAUAACAAUAAGGGGCUGACAGAAAGAAGAAAGAUAUAUGAAAAACCUCAGAAAGAAAUAGAUCAUGGUUUGGAUCCAGAAAUAGAUGCAUCUUCUCCAUUUGCAGAGCCUAAAAACAGGCAACAGAUGAAGAAUUCUGUGUAUAGAAGCAGGCAGUCUCUGAACAGUCCUAGCCCAGGAGAAACUGAGAUGGAUCUUCUAGUUACUCGGGAGAGACCACGGCGUGGAAUUCGCAACAGUGGAUAUGAUACUGAACCUGAAAUUAUAGAAGAAACAAAUGUUGACCGAGUCAAUGAGCCUCGAAAUUAUACUAGAUCUCGCCAGGCUAAAGGCCAUUCAGAGACAUCAACUUUAAGUUCUCAGCCAUCUAUUGAUGAAGUUAGACAGCAGAUGCAUAUGCUAUUGGAAGAGGCAUUCAGUCUAGCCUCUGCAGGCCAUGGAGGACAGAACAGACAACAAGAUGCAUACAGCUCAACACAACACUUACCAUACUCUGAGGUUGUGACUAGUGCUCCUGGUACCAUGAGCCGACCUAGAGGAGGAGUUCAGUGGGUACCAACGUAUAGACCUGAAAUGUAUCAAUACAGCUUACCAAGACCAGCUUACAGGUUUUCUCAGCUGCCUGAAAUGAUAAUGGGCUCUCCCCCACCCCCUGUUCCUCCCAGAACAGGUCCUGUGGCUGUUGCCUCUCUCAGGAGGUCAACAUCUGAUAUUGGCAGUAAGACAAGAAUAUCUGAAGCCAGUGUGACUGAGCAAGCCCAACAUCAUGAUCCUACAUCUUUUGCUUCAAGUUCAAGAGCCCCGGUGUCUAUGGGUCCAUUGGAUCAGUCAGCUCUGAAUUACUCAGGAAAUACGGUGCCAGCCGUUUUUGCCAUCCCAGCAGCAAACCGACCUGGGUUCACAGGUUAUUUUAUCCCAACCCCACCCACAGCAUACAGAAACCAAGCAUGGAUGCCCUACGCUGGAGAGAAUGAAUUACCAGGGCAGUGGGCAGACUCAGUUCCACUCCCAGGUUACAUAGAAGCUUAUCCGCGGCCACGCUACCCACAUAACUCUCCUUCAAGACUUCACCGCCAGUACAGUCAGCCUGCAAGCAUGCACCCCAGUUUGGAACAGGCUCCCUUACCUUCUACUGCAGCUUCUCAGCAGAGCCUAACAGAAAAUGACCCUUCUGACACUCCUCUCACCAACAUAUCUACAGCUGCUUUAGUGAAGGCAAUAAGAGAGGAGGUUGCAAAACUGGCCAAGAAACAAACAGAUAUGUUUGAGUUUCAGGUGUAACCUCAUUGUGUGCUAUGUUCAUAUCAUGUAACUUGCAGUAGCCAAGGAAGUAAGUCCUUCAGUUUUCAGUUUAAAGCUUGCUGUGACUUGUGCCAAAGUGAUGGCAUUUUUCUUUUUCUGAAAAGUCAACUCUGUUGUUACGGAAUAGAAUGAAACUGAACAGCAGGACUUGAAGAUACCCAUUCUGUUUGUCAGCUAAGAAGAUGCUGCCAGGUAACUGUUUGUUUAAUAGUGCUAAGUUCAGUUUAUGGUACGCAACUGUUUGUCACUUAGCUCUUGACCAUGGGCUUUCAUUACUAGAGAUGCUACUAAACAUACAUCUGUGUAAUGGCAGAGUUUAUUAGAAGUAUUGGGUCACAGAACUGGAACUGUCUGAAAUAACGUCUGCAUGUCAAAACUUUCUUUCUUUGAUUAAAGAAAACAAUACAGUAGUACUGGGUAAACUGAAGGCCAUAAAACUUAUACAGUAGUGAUCAGAUUAACAGUCCAUUACAGAACACUUGAUAAGGAGAGCUGAAGCCAGAGAAACAAGCCCAGUCCUUCUCUACUAGAGGCCACAUUCAGACCAAAAGAAUAUGAGGUGAAUAAGUAAGAUAAAUAAUUUACCCUGUAAAUAGCCCUAAGUCUCAUCAUCCUAUUCACAGUACAAAAAGCCUGAAACAAGAGAAGACUGGGAAAAGAGUUAAUCAUUAUUUUGGUAAUUUGUGGUUACAGUGCUCAUUAAAGCUGCUGUUGAAUGAAAGAGGUGUUUUCAAUAUUAAAAUAGCCUAUACUGUAUGGUGGGAAAGAAAUUAACAAAGGAAAUGGGUGCUAAAAGCUUCCAGGACCCUACAAAUGAAAAAUGGUAUUUGAGUUCGCUCUACAUUCAAGAGUUUUUCAUUCUGAAUGCAUGUGAAGCUGGUAAAUUUGAGAACCUUGGGUGAGCCUAUCCAACCUGGAAGAACAAAUACACCUGCGUUUACAAGGAAACCUCUGUUUCACAUAGUGCUCUGUACUUUUUCUUGAACAAUGACAUCUAGUGAAGUGAUGCCAGAAAGUACUACCUGAAGCUGUAAUUGACUUUGGUUACACUGGAACAAUGAAUAUGGCAGCGCUAGACAACUCAGUCUCUACAGGAAGCUCUGAAUGUAAAGGACCUACUGAUUACAUGAAAGUUUAAAUAAGUAAACAAGUGUGUGGAUUUAAAAAAAUACUGUUCUUCUGUGAAAAAGGGGUAUUUACUGAACCUAUGAGGACUGUGUACCUUGCAAGAUAAAUGCCAUUACCUGUUAUGCCGCAUAUAUGAGUCCACCCUCCACAAAAAAAAAAAAAAAAA
Molecule: messenger RNA, 9055 nt
Organism: Alligator sinensis (Chinese alligator)
Lineage: Eukaryota; Metazoa; Chordata; Crocodylia; Alligatoridae
Product: KIAA1549 like
Exons: 22
Coding region: 1-7740 (2579 amino acids)
Molecular function (GO): nucleic acid binding
Source: RefSeq, a predicted model, not a curated record